CAACAUCAACACCAACGCCAUAAUCUGCGCCCUGGUGUACCUUACCGCUCCUUUCGCCCUUCAUACGUCGCUAAUACGUACCCCUUUCUCUGGUCCGGCACUCCAAGAGAUAGGAAAUACAUGUUUCCCCCAGCAAACCACAACUAAAUAAUAAUCAUGGAGGGUCCGUUGGCCCCAGGGGCCGCCAACGGCAGCAUACGCACACCAAGCCCCACACCACCAGCUAUAGAUCCCCAGAUUAUCGUCGACUACCUUGAGAAAGUCCUCGACGUCAAUCUGGGAGCUUCUGAACAGGAUCUUCGAGCUCCCGGCAGCUUGCUCUCCCCUUCGAAGCUUCACGACACCCUGCAGCGCUGCACACGAUUCGCCUUGGAGACACAGACGGUCAUAUACGUGCUGAAGGAUCGGGUCGAUGAAGCGCCUUUGGAUGGCCUGGAUGCGCCGAACGGUGCAUCGCCUCACUUUACAUACACUCUUUCUUCCGAACUUGCAUUUUCGUCCACUUGCACCGCAUACCUUGUAAUUACGAAGCGCCCGAUACCCAUAGACCCUGCGAUACCCCUCAGCGCUCAAGUUCAAAUUGUUACUCUUCCUGGAUAUACACUUUCUAAUAACAACGCUUCUACCCAAGACCCUGCCCCUUACGAGGCCAUCCAUACCAUUCUCCAAUACUCCCUCGAGGCCUACUUCGAUGGAUUUACCAAGAGCCAGCGAAGCCAGACGGGCACAUACAGCAAGGGUGACAACGAUGCCAGAACAGGUGUUUCGGCGGCCAAGAAGAAGAUGGCGGAAUUGGCCCUGAGUCUCCAGCACCUUCAGCAGAAUGUUGAAAUCCCGGAGCUUCUCUUGCCACUCCAUCCAGUCAUUCAGAAUGCGCUCGAUACCGCGGCGGAGAAGAACGUCAAGCCUGUACCCGAGCUUCUUCCCGCCCCGGUGCUCGCCGACAGCAGCUUUCUUAAUGGUCUUCAGUCCACUGUUAAUGGGUGGAUCAAGUCUAUUCAGAACAUCACCAAGACCUCCCGAGACGCGCACAGCGGAACCGCCACGCAGGAAAUAAACUUUUGGCUUUCGAUGGAGUCUAGGCUGGAGGAUAUCGAGGCGCAACUGAGCAGUCCCGGUGUCAAACUCACUUUGGAUGUCCUCAAGAAUGCCAAACGUUUCCAAGCCACUGUCAGUUUCAGCGCCGAUACUGGAUUGAAGGAGACCACGGAUUUAGUGCAAAAAUACAACCAGCUCAUGCGCGACUUCCCCUUGGACGAGCUCCUUUCCGCGACCUCCCUCCAAAAGGUCCAGGAGGCUAUCCAGCAGAUCUUCAGCCAUAUGAACAAGAAAUUGCGCAUUUGCCCUUACCCUGUCCGUCGUGCGCUGCCACUUGUUGAAGCGAUUUCCGCUGAUCUGGAUUCCCGGCUGCACGCUCUUCUAUCUGGCCGCACCUUGAUGCAUAUGGAGUAUCCAGAGUUCCAGGCUUUGAUGGACGUUGCCGAAGGCAUUUGGCGAACAUGGGAGGAAAAUGUCAAAGAGUUUACUAAUGUUGCCCGUGAAGUGACCAGACGCAGAAACGAAAAAUUCAUUCCCAUCAAAAUCGCCGCUCGCCACCGCGAAACCGAAGAGCGCCUCAAAUACAUCACCACCUUCCGCAAGAACCACGAACAGCUUCAGCGAACUAUCGUCAACGUUCUUGGUUCGCAAACGUCUCUUUCGGCAUUGUCUGAUGGAUCUUCGAAAGAGGCAGUCAUCGUUGAGGAGAUUGGUGAUGUGGACGCAGUUGAGGAGGUUGCACAGGCAUACGGAGCUUUGAAAGACGUGGAUGUUUUGGACGUAACUCAAGAAGGCACACAAUUGUUCGAGCAGGCCGAGCAAAAGUACAACGAGCGAACUUCGAGAGUAGAGAACUCCAUUAUUGCCAGGCUCAGAGACCGCCUUGGAACGGCAAAGACUGCCAACGAGAUGUUCCGCGUUUUCUCGAAGUUCAACCCACUUUUCGUCCGCCCGAAGAUUCGAGGAGCCAUCUCAGAGUACCAGACUCAGCUUAUUGAGAAUGUCAAGCAGGACAUUUCUGCCCUCCACGAGCGCUUCAAGCGACAGUACGGCAACUCCGAAGCGCACGCCAUGGCGCAGCUCCGCGAUUUCCCUCCCGUCUCCGGCGCCGUCAUCUGGGCACGUCAGAUUGAAACCCAGCUCGAGAACUACAUGGGCAAGGUGGAGGAUAUUCUUGGGAAAGACUGGGCCUUGCAUGCGGAAGGACAGAAGCUUCAGGCUGAAUCUAGCAUGUUCAAGAAGAAGCUUGACACUCGGCCCAUCUUUGAGUCAUGGUUACAGGAGGUUGCGCGACGAAAGCUUUCGAUCUCGGGACGUCUCUUUGCCAUCAACAAGAACCGUGCGGCCGGCAAUGUUUUGGAGCUCAAUGUCAAUUUCGAUGCUCAGGUUAUUGCCCUCUUCAAGGAAGUUCGCAACUUGACGUGGCGCGGAUAUCAAGUGCCACAUGGAAUCAAUAACAUCUCGAAGGAGGCGAAACGGGUGUAUCCCUAUGCUGUCAGCCUAAUGGAGAGUGUGCGGACAUACACCCAGACUGUGCGGUCGAUCAAUGAGAUGACAGGAGUAUCACUCCUGCUUAACGGUUAUCUCAAUGAUGUCCAAAGCCUCGUUGGAAAGGGCGUGCCUCUCAAGUGGGAAUCUUUCGUUCAUGCCUACGAUCUCCAUAUUCGCCAAUCUACAUUCCCUACGGGCUCAGCAGGAAACGUCCGGAGCGAAAGCAAGCACGUCCAAUUUGUUCGAGAGUUUGCUGCGGCAACAUCCCUUCUCCAGACCAAGGUUGCUACACUCGUCACUAUCAACGCCAGUGUUGAGAAAGCCUUGAAAGAUCUCGAGACCUGCCCCUACACCACAGAGGCCUUCCGACAAAACCUUGAGGUCAUUCAGCGUUCCGUGGAUCAGCUUAAUCUUGAGAACUAUUCCAAUCUUUCGUCCUGGGUCUCCGUCAUGAACGCGCGCAUCGAAGUUAUACUACUAGUGCGCCUGUCCCGCGCGAUCUCUCAAUGGAUCGAAGUCUUCACGAAUGAUGAAGACCAGGAAGAAGACCGACGGCCCGUCAGCCAACCAGCGCCUGCAGAACAUUCUGAAGAGAAGCCCACGUUGUCCAAGAUCCGAUUGGACAUCACUAUGAAGAAUCAAGUCAUUUUCCUCAGCCCACCAAUCGAAUUUGCUCGCGCAAACUGGCUCGAACAGCUCCAGCAAUGGUUGGCUGUCAUCUGCACUCUGCAAAAGGUGAAGGCUUCGCGUUAUGAGAUGCGCAUCGAAGCUGCCGAAGAUGCAUCAUUGACUCAAUUCUCGGAUCUCCCCAGCCGUUGCACGGACUCGCUCAUGCAGGUCUAUGGAGCCGUCGAAGGCAAGAUCCGAGAGAUCUCCACUUAUGUCGAUGAGUGGCUGCAGUUCCAGUCUCUUUGGGAUCUUCAAUCAGAGAAAGUUUACGAGAUCCUUGGUGAGGAUCUUUCUCGUUGGCUGCAACUUCUCCAAGAAAUUCGCAAAGCCCGUCAAACUUUCGACAACUCUGAUAUCAGCCGUCGCUUCGGAUACGUCACGGUCGACUACGAGCAGGUGCAGGUCAAGGUUAACGCCAAGUACGAUCAAUGGCAACAGGAAAUCUUGCUCAAGUUCGCCAGCAGGCUCGGUCAGCGUAUGUCCGAACUUUACGUCGAGAUCGAGAAAGCACGUAAAGAUUUGGAAAUCCAGACUCUCGAAGCUUCUUCCACUGCCCAUGCAGUCUCCUUCAUCACCACCGUCCAACAAUGUAGGAGAAAGGUUGAAACGUGGAGGCCGGAGGUGGAAACCUUCCGCCAGGGUCAGGCUGCACUCGGUCGCCAGCGAUACCACUUCCCAUCUGACUGGCUGCACAUUGACCAGAUCGAUCACGAGUGGCUCACAUUGAACGAGGUUCUUGAGCGCAAGACCAAGAUCGCGAAUGAUCAACAAGAUGCUCUGCGCGCUAAGAUUCUCGCUGAAGACAAGAUUGUUAACCAGAAGAUUGCCGAUAUUACUGCACAGUGGUCACAGGAGAAGCCUGUCGCCGGAAGCAUUGCUCCUAAAGAUGCUUCAGCAACAUUGGCGACAUUCGAUUCAAAGCUCAACCAGCUCCAAACCGAAUCAGAGAACAUCUCUAAAGCGAAGGAAGCCCUUGAACUACCACCUUCACCCGACAAUGGUCUUUCAGCUCUCCUCGAAGAAGUGCAAGACUUCAAGUCCGUUUGGGCCUCGUUGACCACUAUCUGGGACAGCAUCGACACUCUCAGAGACACCCUUUGGACCAGCAUUCAGCCUCGAAAACUACGUGGCCAUUUGGACAACUUGAUCAAGAUGACAAAGGACAUGCCCAGCCGCAUGCGACAAUACGCGGCGUUCGAAUACGUACAGAACACCUUGAAGCAACUUCUUAAAGUGAACCCCCUACUUGGCGAACUUCGAUCGGAUGCUUUCCGAGAGCGCCACUGGGUCCGAAUCUUCAAGCAGCUUAAGCCCAACAAACGCUACUCCGCCACUUCUAUGACCCUCGGCGACGUCUGGGACCUCCAACUAGGACCAAGUGAGGUCAUCAUUCGAGACGUCAUUACUCAAGCGCAGGGUGAGAUGGCAUUGGAAGAGUUCUUGAAGCAAGUUCGUGACACUUGGCAAAACUAUGUACUUGAGCUUGUCAACUACCAGAACAAGUGUCGCCUUAUCCGUGGCUGGGAUGACCUCUUCGCUAAGUGCAGCGAGAACCUCAAUUCGUUACAAGCUAUGCGACACUCGCCAUACUACAAGGAGUUCGAGGAAGAAGCCUCCGCCUGGGAGGAGAAGCUCAAUCGUGUCCACGUUCUCUUCGAUGUCUGGAUCGAUGUCCAGCGCCAAUGGGUCUAUCUCGAGGGUGUAUUCACUGGCAACGCUGAUAUCAAGCAUUUGCUGCCCAUGGAAUCUUCCCGCUUCCAGAACAUCAAUUCCGAGUUCCUUUCUGUCAUGAAGAAGGUUUCGAGACAACCUUUCGUUCUCGAAGUUCUAAAUAUCUCCGGCGUGCAGAAGUCCCUGGAACGUCUUGCUGAGCUGUUGAAUAAGAUCCAGAAGGCUUUGGGAGAAUAUCUCGAGCGGGAGCGUGUUUCAUUCCCUCGCUUCUAUUUCGUCGGUGACGAGGACUUGCUUGAAAUCAUUGGUAACAGCAACGACACACUUCGCAUCGCCAAGCACUUGAGGAAAAUGUUUGCUGGUAUUUCCGGAUUGAUCACCGAUGAAGAUGGUAUCAUCCAGGGUUUUACCUCCAAGGAGGGCGAGGAGGUCAUGCUCCGUAAAGAAGUCAAUCUCGUCAAGACUCCAAGAAUCAACGAAUGGCUCGGCGCCCUCGAACUGAACAUGAAGACAACGCUUGCCGAGUUGACUAUCGAGGCUUAUCAAGAAUUCCAAGAACUUAUGGCCGCCGAUGCCAUGGAUUCGGAGGCGUUCAAUGCAUACAUCGCAAAAUACCCCGCGCAAAUCGUUGUCCUUGGAACUCAAGUUGCCUGGACACACUCCGUCGAGAAGUCUUUGGCUGAGGGAGGAGCAUCUCUGCCGCAGCUCUAUGAGAAACAAGUGAAUACCCUAAGAAUGCUUGCGACCGCAGUUCUGGGCGACCUCGGACCAAUUGAGCGAAAGAAAUGCGAGGCUUUGAUCACCGAGUUUGUCCACCAACGCGAUCUCAUUCAGAAGCUAGAGAAGGCCGAAGCACAAUCAACGACACAUCCCCUCUGGCUGCUCUCUAUGCGUUACGUCUAUGAGCCGGAAAGGGACUUGCUGCAGCGCAUCAAGAUCAAGAUGGCUAACUCCACUCUUGAUUACGGUUUCGAAUACCUUGGAGUCGCAGAGCGCCUCGUUCGAACACCAUUGACCGAUCGCUGUUUCCUCACUCUCACACAAGCACUCUGCCAACGACUUGGAGGAUCUCCCUAUGGACCUGCCGGUACCGGAAAGACCGAAUCUGUCAAGGCUCUGGGUCUUCAGCUUGGUCGCUUCACUCUCGUUUUCUGUUGCGACGACACCUUCGAUUUCCAGGCCAUGGGACGUAUCUUCCUCGGUAUCUGUCAGGUCGGUGCUUGGGGUUGUUUCGAUGAGUUCAAUCGUCUUGAAGAGCGUAUCCUUUCAGCCGUGUCUCAGCAAGUUCAGAACAUCCAACUUGGUCUCAGGAAGGGUGCUGAAGACGAGAAUUCGCAGAUUGAAUUGAUCGGUCGCCAACUCAGAGUCAAUGGCAACACCGGUAUUUUCAUCACCAUGAACCCUGGAUAUGCUGGUCGUUCCAACUUGCCCGACAAUUUGAAGAAGCUCUUCCGAAGCGUGGCUAUGUCCAAGCCCGACAAGGAGCUCAUUGCCGAAGUCAUGCUGUACUCCCAGGGUUUCGGACGCGCGAAGGAACUGUCUAAGCAAGUCGUGCCCUUCUUCGACAAGUGUUCUGCUGGUCUUUCAAAGCAAGCUCAUUACGACUUCGGUCUUCGUGCCUUGAAGAGUGUCUUGGUCAGCUCCGGUGGACUGAAGCGUGCUCGCAUUGCAUCGACUGAUUCUGCUUCCGAAGCAGACGAGCAGAUCAUGGAACCUCAAAUCAUCGUGCAGAGUCUGCGCGAGACUAUCUCUCCCAAGUUGAUCCGAGCCGACGCCGAAGUCAUGAAGACAAUUGAAGGCGAGGCUUUCCCUGGCGUGGAGUACGUUCCUGCCCCCCUUGACAAGCUUCAAGAUGCGAUCCGUAAAUCUGCAGAGGAGUCCAAGUUCGUCGUUACGGACGCUUGGAUGACCAAGAUCCUACAGCUCUACCAGAUUCAAAACCUGCACCACGGUGUUAUGAUGGUCGGUUCUUCUGGCUCUGGUAAAUCCGCCGCGUGGAAGACUCUGCUUUCAGCUCUCCAGGCAGUCGAAGGUGUCGAGGGCGUCUGCCACGUCAUUGAUCCGAAGGUCAUGUCCAAGGAGGAAUUGUACGGUAGUUUGGACAGCACUACCCGUGAAUGGACCGACGGUCUCUUCACCAGCAUUCUGCGUAAGAUUGUCGACAACCUACGUGGCGAGGAUAGCAAGCGUCACUGGAUCGUAUUCGAUGGUGAUGUCGAUCCGGAAUGGGUUGAGAACUUGAACAGUGUACUCGACGACAACAAACUUCUGACGCUACCCAAUGGUGAGCGUCUCAACCUCCCACCGAACGUGCGCAUCAUGUUCGAAGUCGAGACUCUUAAAUAUGCCACGCUCGCUACCGUCUCUCGUUGCGGUAUGGUCUGGUUCAGCGACGACACUGUAGAGGUCGACAUGAUGAUUGCCAACUACAUCCAGAACCUCCGAACAGUGCCUUUCGACGACAUCGAGGAUGAUUCGGUUGCGCCCGGCCAGCUUUCCCAGAAGACCCUCCAGGUCCAAGGUCUCAUCGCCGAGUUCUUGCAAAUAAAGCUCACUCAAGACCGCUUCAUCGAGAAAGCGCUUAGUCUGGCAAGAAAGUUCCAGCAUAUCAUGGAGUACACCGAUAUCCGUGCUCUCAACACGCUCUUCUCGCUAUUGAACAAGGCAUGCCGCAAUGUGCUUGAGUACAACGUUCAGCACCAGGAUUUCCCUCUCGAGGACGAGAAGAUGGAGGCUUACCUAUCCAAGAAACUUCUUGUUGCUUUGGUUUGGGCACUUGUCGGCGACUGCCCUCUAUCCGAACGCAAGAAGUUUGGUGACCAGAUCGUGGGCCUUACGGAUGUCGAGCUCCCACCAUUGACCGAGAGCUCCUCUCUCAUCGACUACGACGUAAAGCCUGACAAAGCAGACUGGUCUCUCUGGCAGAAUGAGGUACCGAACAUGGAAGUCAACACUCACUCUAUCAUCCAAACCGAUGUGGUCAUUCCCACCCUCGACACUGUGCGUCACGAGGAUGUUCUAUACUCUUGGCUCGCCGAGCACAAGCCUCUCUUGCUCUGUGGUCCCCCUGGUUCCGGUAAAACUAUGACUUUGUUCAGCGCUCUCCGCAAGCUUCCUAAUAUGCAAGUCGUCGGCCUCAAUUUCUCCAGCGCGACAACCCCAGAUCUGCUCAUCAAGACAUUCGAGCAGUACUGCGAGUACAAGAAGACUCUCAACGGCGUGCAGCUCACGCCUACCCAGAUCGGUCGAUGGCUCAUUAUUUUCUGCGAUGAAAUCAACUUGCCCGCCCCAGAUCACUACGGUACACAACGCGCCAUCUCGUUCUUACGCCAACUUGUGGAACAGAACGGAUUCUGGAGGACUUCUGACAAGACUUGGGUCACCUUGGACCGCAUUCAGUUCGUUGGUGCUUGUAACCCUCCCACUGACGCUGGUCGUACUCCGAUGGCAUUGCGAUUCCUCCGCCAUUCGCCAUUGAUCAUGGUCGAUUACCCUGGAGAGCAGUCUCUAUUGCAAAUCUACGGUACCUUCAACUCCGCUGUGCUCAAGAUCAUCCCGACAUUGCGAGGUUAUUCAGAUGCGUUGACCAAGGCGAUGGUACAACUUUACUUGGAAUCACAGAAACGAUUCACUCCGGAUAUUCAGCCACACUACGUGUAUUCCCCACGUGAAUUGACAAGAUGGGUGCGUGGUGUGUACGAAGCACUGAGGCCACUUGAGACGUUGCCUGUUGAGGGCUUGGUCCGCAUCUGGGCCCAUGAAGCCCUGCGCCUGUUCCAGGAUCGUCUCAUUGCCGAAGAGGAGCGCAAGUGGACCGAAGAGUGCGUCAAUCGUGUGGCACUCGAGCACUUCCCUACCAUCGACCAAGACAAGGCGCUCGGUGGCCCCAUUCUCUUCUCUAACUGGCUUUCCAAGAACUAUGUGCCAGUUGAGCGCGACCAGCUGCGAGAUUUCGUCAAGGCUCGUCUCCGUACCUUCUGCGAAGAAGAAGUCGAUGUGCCGCUUAUCCUUUUCAACGACGUUCUCGAGCAUGUUCUCCGCAUUGAUCGUGUCUUCCGCCAACCUCAAGGUCAUCUUAUCCUCAUUGGUGUCAGUGGUAGUGGCAAGACAACUCUGUCUCGUUUCGUUGCUUGGAUGAACGGUCUAAAGGUGUACCAGAUCAAGGUGCACGGAAAAUACUCUGGCGAGGACUUCGAUGAGGAUCUGAGGAACGUCCUCCGACGAUGCGGUUGCAAGGGAGAGAAGAUCUGCUUCAUUAUGGACGAAGCUAAUGUUCUCGACUCUGGUUUCUUGGAACGCAUGAACACACUGCUUGCCAAUGCCGAAGUCCCUGGUCUUUUCGAAGGCGACGAAUAUGCGUCUUUGAUGACGGCGAUUAAGGAAGGUGCGCAGCGACAAGGCACAAUCCUGGACUCGCAAGAAGAGCUCUACAAAUGGUUCACUGAGCAGAUUGUUAAGAACCUCCACGUUGUCUUCACCAUGAAUCCUCCAGAGGAAGGCCUCUCCUCCAAGGCUGCAACCAGUCCUGCCUUGUUCAAUCGUUGUGUGCUCAACUGGUUUGGAGACUGGUCAGACCAGGCUCUCUACCAGGUCGGUUCUGAGUUGACAACAUCCGUGGAUCUUGAUCGCCCCAACUACAGCGCUCCUGAUAGUAUCCCUGUCGCGUACCGCGGAUUGAGCCUGCCGCCAACACAUCGUGAGUCGGUUGUGAAUGCUAUGGUCUACGUCCACCAUUCGUUGCACGCGUUCAAUGCCCGCUUGCUCAAGCAGCAAAACAAGAAGACUUACCUCACGCCCCGUCACUUCUUGGACUUCGUCGCGCAAUACGUCAAGCUGUACAACGAGAAGCGGGAGGAUCUUGAGGAACAGCAACGCCAUCUCAACGUUGGUCUUGAGAAGCUUCGCGAGACUGUCGAGAAGGUCAGGGAUCUUCGUGUCAGUUUGGCCGACAAGAAGACACAGCUUGAAAAGAAGGACGCAGAGGCCAACGAGAAGCUGCAGCGUAUGUUGAAGGACCAGCAAGCGGCUGAGCAGAAGAAGACCAACUCGCUCCAGAUCCAGGAGCAGCUCGCCGUUGCUGAGAAGGAGAUUGCAUCUCGCAGGGAUGUCGUCAUGCACGAUCUCGCAGCCGCCGAACCCGCCGUGCUCGAGGCCCAGAAGAGUGUCCAGAACAUCAAGCGUCAACAUCUCACUGAAGUCCGUUCUAUGCAGAACCCGCCUUCUGGUGUCAAGUUGGCUCUAGAGGCUGUUUGCACGCUCCUUGGUCACAAGAUCGAUAGUUGGAAGACCAUUGUUUCCAUCAUCAGGCGUGAUGACUUCAUCGCCAGCAUCGUGCAGUUUAAUAACGAGAGGCAGAUGACGGCCGCUCUUCGGAAGAGAAUGCGCAAUGAUUAUCUUUCGAAGGAGGACUUCACUUUCGAGAAGGUCAACCGUGCAUCCAAGGCUUGCGGUCCCCUCGUCCAGUGGGCCGAAGCCCAGGUCAACUACUCCGACAUCCUUGACCGUGUCGGACCACUCCGCGCUGAAGUCGAUGAGCUCGAGAGCAAGGCGCAGGCCACCAAGGACCAGGCCAAGGAGACUGAGAUUGAGAUCUUGAAUUUGGAGGAGAGCAUUGCGCGCUACAAGGACGAGUACGCGGCUUUGAUCAGAGAGACUGAGGCCAUCAAGUCGCAGAUGACGACUGUGCAGUUCAAGGUCGAUCGCAGUGUCCGUCUUUUGGACAGUCUUUCGUCCGAGCGAGGACGUUGGGAGGAGAGUAGCAAGUCUUUCGAUUCUCAGAUCGACACUAUCGUUGGUGACGUGCUGGUUGCUGCGGCUUUCAUGGCAUAUGGCGGUUACUACGACCAGCAGUACAGGAAGACCAUGACUGAAGACUGGUAUCACCACCUCUCGCUUUCUGGUAUCAGUUUCAAGACGCCAAAUCCGAUCACCGAGUAUCUCUCUACUGCCGACGAGAGAUUGUCGUGGCAACACAAUUCUCUGCCUGUGGAUGACCUCUGCACGGAGAACGCCAUCGUCUUAAAGAGAUUCAACCGCUACCCCUUGAUCAUCGAUCCUUCCGGCCGCGUGACCGACUUCUUGCAGAACGAAUGCAAGGAUCGCCGACUCACGGUUACCAGCUUCCUAGACGACUCUUUCACCAAGCAGCUCGAGAGUUCGUUGCGUUUCGGAAACCCAAUUUUGAUCCAGGAUGCCGAACAUCUGGACCCGAUCCUCAACCACGUUCUCAACAAAGAGUACCAGAAGACUGGUGGUCGUGUGCUCAUCCAGCUCGGAAAGCAGGAAAUCGAUUUCUCCCCGUCGUUCAAGCUUUACCUCUCUACACGCGACCCGUCGGCCAAUUUUGCGCCUGAUAUCUGCAGUCGAACUACGUUUGUCAAUUUCACGGUUACACAGAGCAGUCUGCAGACUCAAACGCUCAAUGAGGUGCUCAAGUCCGAACGUCCGGACGUCGAUGACCGACGAUCGAACCUCAUCAAAAUGCAAGGAGAGUUCAGCGUGCAUCUACGACAAUUGGAGAAGCGUCUUCUUCAAGCGCUUAACGAGUCUCGUGGCAACAUUCUCGAUGACGAUCGUGUCAUUGAGACACUCGAGACCUUGAAGAAGGAAGCUGCCGAAAUUUCAGCCAAGGUGUCCGAAACUGCUGGCGUCAUGACGGAGGUCGAGAACAUCACCAAGGAAUACACGGUCAUUGCCCGAUCGUGCUCGGCCAUCUUCGCCGUCUUGGAGCAGCUGCAUCAUCUCAACCACUUCUACCAGUUCUCGCUGCAGUACUUCACGCAGAUCUUCGACACCGUGCUUCGCAAGGUGCAGAAGUCGGGCACGACUGGCCAUGCUGCGCGCAUUGAGCAGAUCCUUAGCGAGCUCUUCGUUGAUACUUAUCGUCGUACUUCGCUCUCACUACUUCAGAAGGACCGUGUCACGCUUGCGAUGCUCUUGGUUCAGGCGGCUCCUUACAAGAUGGAUAAGACGCUCAUUGACACUAUCCUGGACAAGGAUCUCGAGGCUGUUGAUGUCUCGACCCAGACUGAGCGGAAGGACGAGGCUAUGGCGCGUGCAGCUAAAUUGCCAAUUUUCAAGACUGACCUCGAGAAGGUUGAUGGUGCUGCCUGGGAUGCGUUCCUGGCUGAGGAGCUUGCAGAGCGACACGUGCCUCAGGCCUGGCCUGAAGAUCUGCCCAAGUUCGAUCAGCAUCUUCGAUCGCUCGUUUUGGUCAAGCUGUUCCGUGUGGAUCGCUUUGUGCCUGCUGUUGAGCGAUUUGUCACUGAGGUCUUCGGCAAGGGUCUCACGGAUGUCAAUGGAGAUUUAGGCGAUAUCGUCAAGCAGGUUACUGCAAUCACCCCUGUCGCGCUCAGCUCCAGCCCUGGUUUCGAUGCCAGUUACAAGGUCGACAAUCUCGUUGAGCGGGAACACGCAACCUGCACGAACAUUGCCAUGGGUUCCAACGAAGGAGUGGCAACUGCGGACAAGGCCAUCAGCAAUGCCGCUACCACGGGCAGCUGGGUGCUCGUCAAGAAUGUGCAUCUCGCACCUCAAUGGCUGCAGUCGCUUGAGAAGAGGUUGGAAGCGCUCAAGCCAAACCCCGACUUCCGACUCUUCUUGUCCAUGGAGUCAAGCCCCAAGAUCCCGGUCAACCUUCUCCGUGCGUCUCGUGUACUGUCUUACGAACAACCUGCUGGUAUCCGUGCCAACAUGAAGGAUUCGCUGUCGUCGUUGUCGGAGAAGGCUACGAAGCCGCCUGUCGAGAAGGGUCGUAUCUACUUGUUACUUUCCUUCCUUCACGCCGUUGUGCAAGAGCGUCUUCGAUACGCGCCAAGUUUGGGAUGGAAGGGCUUCUGGGAGUUCAACGAUAGUGAUUACGAAUGCUGCAGCUACAUCAUCGACACCUGGGUCGACACCGUCUCCCAAGGCCGCACCAACGUGCGGCCCGACAACAUCCCCUGGGAGAUGAUCCGCACCCUCAUGACGGAAAUGUACGGCGGCAAGAUCGACGACGAGUCCGACUUCCGCACGCUCCGCUCCCUCGUCGAGUCCUGCAUGACGCCCGCGGCCUUCGAAGACAACUUCAAGGUCGUCCAGGACACGGAGCACAGCGCCGGCCUCGAACUCCCCGCCACGACGGGCUGGCGCGAGUUCAUGGGCUGGGUCAACGACCUGCCCGAGCGCGAACCCCCGACCUACCUGGGGCUGCCGGCCAACGCCGAGAAGUUGCUGCUCGUGGGCCAGGCCAAGGAGAUGUGUGCGAAUUUGGAGAGGGUGCUCAGGAUGCUGGAUGAGGGGGAGCAUGUCAUGGCUGAGGCGGCGGAGGUCGAGGUUGAAGCGCCUCAGAGUUAAAUGGACAAACAAACCAUUUCGUUCUUUUUUUCUUGUUUACUUGAGAGGUUGAUGGGUUGAGAUUGAUGGGUUGAGAUUGAUGGGUUGAGAUUGAUGGGUUGAGAUUGAUGGGUUGAGAUUGAUGGGUUGAGAUUGAUGGGUUGAGAUUGAUGGGUUGAGAUUGAUGGGUUGAGAUUGAUG
Molecule: messenger RNA, 13383 nt
Organism: Aaosphaeria arxii CBS 175.79
Lineage: Eukaryota; Fungi; Ascomycota; Dothideomycetes; Pleosporales
Product: cytoplasmic dynein-like protein 1 heavy chain 1
Exons: 4
Coding region: 157-13203 (4348 amino acids)
Biological process (GO): microtubule-based movement
Cellular component (GO): dynein complex
Molecular function (GO): ATP binding; dynein intermediate chain binding; dynein light intermediate chain binding
Source: RefSeq, a predicted model, not a curated record